AUGUUUCCAUGUAAUUCUUUAUCCAACUCACCAAGUCUGAGCUUCAGGCCGCUACGGAGUGAAAUUCAUGUUACUGCUAUGGUUGACGAAACUAGCAAAGUUAAAGAGAGUCAAAAUGAGGGUAUUCUGUUAGAUACUUUACAAGAGCAGAUCAUGACCUCCCAUGAGGUAACCCAGCCUGGUAGUUCUGUGGCGCAUUCUCCUUGCUUAGGUCAAACAUCACCUGGUUCGUAUGUUGAUUCUUAUAACCACACCAUGUCAAAGUAUCCUGGUGGUGAUAUAGUUGAGAAGCCAAAUGGUGAUCCAAUAGAGAAGCUGACUGAUGUUGGCUCCCAAGAAAAAUACUCAGGCAGUGCUAAGAUUGAUAUGUUUGAUGCUGAAACAUUGUCAUCUGAUGGAAAAGAUUCCCAAAGUAAGACAUCUCUGAGUUCUAGGUCUGAUAUAGAAAGGAGGAAGAAGAAAUCCGAUUACUCUGCUCAGAAAAGUUAUCCCCGUUCCCUGCCUUUUGUGCCUACCACUGUGAAAAAUGCUAACCCGCCAACUCAUAUCACAAAGCGUCACACUUGGCAUCGAAAGUCCGAUACUUCUGCCUCUCCUUUUGUAGCUGCAAAGCCUUUGUCUACGCAACAGAAGUUUCCACUAAUGACUGCCGAAUCUGGUAGAAGUUACGUACGUAAAGGGAAUAGUCUUCUUCGAAAACCCUCGUAUGAUUCUUCUGGUGUUUCCCUUGGACUGCCUCCAUCUGCUAUUCAGUUAAACCGCGUCGAAGACAAAAGCACGGGAUCUGCCAGUAGGGUUGAUAUAGGUAACGCUUCCUUUCUUGUUAAAACAGGAGAAAUACCCACUCUUGAGAGGCAAUCAAAGCCUCCCUCAGACAGCAGCACGUCCAAAGUAUCAAAUGCCAUUGCUACUUCUUUAGGAAAAUGUGCGUUAACUAACAGCAUGGAUCCCCUCACCACUGGUUUACCUGAGUCUAUCAUGGAUUCUUCUACAUCUGGAGAAGCUAAUGUUCAACACUCUAGUGGGGAUACAUUCAAAACAUCUGAGGCACUAAUUCAGACAGGCUGUGCUUCAGAUUGCCAGCAGAAGAAAAAUCCUCCUAAAUUGGAUUCAUCAAAUUUGCAGAGAAUGAUAUAUGUCAAAAGGAAGGCAAAUCAGUUGGUUGCAGCUUCGGAUAUUCAUGGUGCAAGUAAAAACCAGAUUCACCCCUCUGAUGGCUACUUCAAGCGAAGUAAGAAUCAGCUAGUAAGGACUUCAGAGAGCCGUGCCAAUCACUCACCUGAUGAAGCAUUACAGUCACGACCAGCUGCAACCAUGGUUCCGAAAAGAUCAUCUAGCUCAGCAUUCUCCGACUCUGCUGUCACGAGACCAUAUAAGCAGUCAAAAUUUUCUCUGGUUUGGACGCAAAAUGAUCCAAAGUCAAGAAUGCCUAUAAGUCACAUGCGCUAUCAGAGGAUCUUGCCGCAACUUGUUCCUUGGAAAAGAGUGACAUACUGGAGAAGAUUAAUGAAUUCAGUGUCUGCUAUGCGAAAUGGUUCUUUUUCCAACAUCAGUCAAAAGUUGUCGAUGACGAGGAAGAGACAUACAGUUUACACAAGAUCAACUAAUGGGUAUUCACUUAGAAAAUCCAAGGUAUUAAGUGUUGGUGGGUCGCAUUUAAAAUGGUCAAAGUCCAUUGAGAGAGACUCGAGAAAAGCUAAUGAGGAAGCCACCUUGGCUGUGGCUGCAAUUUCAAAGAAAGAAAGUGAAAAGCAUUCUGGACAAAGUAAUACCAGGACGACAAGCAGAAACCAUUUGGCUCGGGAGCGUGUUUUCAGGUUUGGUUCUCUUCGCUAUAAAAUGGACUCUUCAAGGCGAACUCUUCAGAGAAUAUCUGAUGUUGAUUCACCGUGCUCUGGACUUUCUGAAAAUGGGAAAGGUGCAAAAAUACCGUUUAUCCCAAAUAGAUUGGUGAUCGGCAAUGAAGAGUAUGUUCGUGUGGGAAAUGGUAACCAGCUUGUCAGGGAUCCAAAGAAACGAACUCGUGCGUUGGCAAAUGAGAAGGUCAGAUGGAGCCUGCACAAUGCUCGGUUGCGGUCGGCUAAAAAGAAGAAGUACUGCCAGUUCUUCACAAGAUUCGGGAAAUGCAACAAAGAUGACGGAAAAUGUCGCUACGUUCAUGACCCCUCGAAAAUUGCAGUUUGCACCAAAUUUUUGAAUGGAAUGUGUGCCAAUGCAAAUUGCAAAUUGACUCACAAGGUCAUUCCAGAAAGGAUGCCUGAUUGUUCUUAUUUUCUGCAAGGCCUCUGCAACAACGAGGCAUGCCCAUAUAGGCAUGUGCAUGUCAACCCAAGCGCCGCUAUAUGCGAUGGGUUUUUGAAGGGGUACUGUUCAGACGGAGAUGAGUGUCGGAAGAAGCAUUCCUACAUCUGCCCGGAUUUCGAAGCCACUGGAUCAUGCUCUCAAGGAUCGAAAUGCAAGCUCCACCACCCGAAGCACCAAAGCAAAGGAACGAAAAGGAAGAGACCAAGCGAGCCUUCUCAGAAAAAUGCCCGUGGUCGUUACUUUGGUUCGCUUCAGAAAGGUCUUUCGGAGGCUGAGCCAAUGGUACUACUCGAUGGACGUUCUACUGACAGUGAAGCUUUUGGUAUGGAAGGCCUCGACUUUAUCAUCCUCGGCGCCGCUACUGAGUACGAAUCCGGUGAUAACAAUGAUACAGCUACCGAGCAAUCUGUCUCCAGUGAUAAUGAAGAACCGGUUUCCAUAUAUAAUCUAAUCAGACCAGUCGCCUUGAUGCAGUGA
This is a messenger RNA of Microthlaspi erraticum, 2781 nucleotides long. Lineage: Eukaryota; Viridiplantae; Streptophyta; Magnoliopsida; Brassicales; Brassicaceae. The record is from the annotation of a GenBank genome assembly.